Molecule: messenger RNA, 1468 nt
Organism: Oncorhynchus gorbuscha (pink salmon)
Lineage: Eukaryota; Metazoa; Chordata; Actinopteri; Salmoniformes; Salmonidae
Product: laminin subunit beta-1-like
Exons: 5
Coding region: 1028-1468 (146 amino acids)
Source: RefSeq, a predicted model, not a curated record
CACACACACACACACAGUGAGACAGUGAGGCAGUGCAUGCACCACCAAGGUGUAUGGCAUCAAAUCAGCGUGCGAGAUGGCGCUGUCGAGCAAGAUUAAACAUCAUUGAGCAAGCAAACACUGAGUCAAGAGUGCAGAGGAUGGUUCCCGCAAGCAGAGGAUGAGUACCACGAGUGCACAGACCAGUAGAGAGCGCAGAAUGUUGUCGAGCGAGCAGAGGAUGGGUCCUGCAAGCACAUAGGCAAAUGAUUGGUACAGCUUGCCUCAAUCCGGCAUAUUAUGUUAUCACUUAUUUGGCUAAAUUAUUAUCCAUAGUUGCCUCUUUUGAUACAGCAGCACUCUUUAAAUGGACUGUUACCUUGAAUGCAACACUAACAUGUUAAAACGUGUCAACUCCAAAUUAACUCUGUCUAUGACAUUUCCUGACAUUAUAUUUUUACUGUCUCUCACUGCAGUUGUUUUCCCAGGAGACAGAUCAGGGUGUGUGUAGAAAACAUGUCUGACAAGGUCUCGUCUAGUUCAUUGCCCUGGACCACUACACCUUUGAGGCAGAGGAUGCCGAGUUUGGACCUGGAAGUCCUGACCAAGGGUAUCAAACUCCAAUUUCUAUGAACCUGUUGUGUUGGCGUAGUUACCGGACCUGUCACAACUUCCUCCGAAGUCGGCUCCUCCCCUUGUUCAGGCGACGUUCGGCGGUCAACAUCACCGGCUUUCUAGCCAUCGCCGCUCCAUAUUUCAUGUAUCCAUUUGUUUUGUCUUGUUCCCCGCACACCUGGUUUUCAUUCCCCAAUCAAUCUACAUGUAUUUAUUCCUCUGUUCCCCAUCAUGUCUUUGUGUAAGAUUGUUUGUGUUAUGUGUGUGUUGUUGACGCGCAGACUGACUUGUUUUUUCCGUGUUAUUUUUCCAGAAGAUGUUUAUUGUUAAACAUAAUUCUUGUGACUGUUUUGCGUGUUUUGCACUUUUGCCUACAUAAAGUGUCCGCCUGUUCACAAAUCUCUGCUCUCCUGCACCUGACGUCGCUACCAGAAUGCACACAUAUGACAGGACAGAGUGGGAGGAGGUGUCGAUGACAGUGAUGCCUCCCAGUGUGAUCUUAACAAACAGCCGCUGUGCCAACACCAUGCCUGAUGAUGACAACCAAAUGAUAUUCUUCCACCCUGGAUCACAAUAUCCCAAGACCAGCAUUGAGGCAGGAAUGGACUACACUGUUCGUCUGAGCUUGCCCCUCUACUCUGCACUUAGUGAGGUCCAGUCCCCAUACACACUCAUCGACUUGAACCUGGAGAUCUUCACUGGUUUUGAGGGAGGUGAAGUGGCCACCAACAGUGCUUGGGAUACAUUCCAGCAUUACCGCUGUCUGGAGAACAACCAGAGCGUGGUCAAGAUCGCCUCCACUGACAUCUUCCGCAACAACAUCUUUAGCGUUUCAGCUCUGCUGCACCCGGGAUCUAAAGAUGCUGCGUGGUGA